This is a messenger RNA of Alternaria incomplexa, 1131 nucleotides long. RefSeq lists its product as uncharacterized. The coding region runs from base 1 to 1131 and encodes 376 amino acids. The record is from RefSeq and is a predicted model, not a curated record. The transcript has 3 exons. Gene Ontology annotation, biological process: fatty acid metabolic process. NCBI's taxonomy places the organism in Eukaryota, Fungi, Ascomycota, Dothideomycetes, Pleosporales, Pleosporaceae. Gene Ontology annotation, molecular function: fatty-acyl-CoA binding.
AUGGAGGGCGAUGUCGACGGUAUAAUGGAAUGUCCACGAGGGAAUGAUGACCAGUCGCAACGAGCACGGGAGAAAUGGGACGCUUGGAAACAGCAGAACGGCCUCUCCCGCACCGAAGCCAAACGCCGCUACAUCACCACCCUCAUCGACACCAUGCACAAGUACGCCUCGCCCUCACCCGACUCCCGAGAACUAGUCGCCGAGCUAGAAUUCGUCUGGGACCAAGUCAAAUCCAACGUGCCGUCCUCCUCCUCCUCCUCGCCGCUACGUACCUCCGACCACAUAACCCCCGGCUACUCCCAGCACGAACUCGGCCAGAGCGGCCGCGCAGCCAUGAACAGCAGCAACGAAAUGGACGGCCCUCGAGACGAACCUGAACGCCGCGCCGUGCCCCUCCGCGUAAAAUCACCAAUGUCGCAAUCCGAAGAAGAGCUCGAGGAAGAAGAAGCGGAAAUCGAGCGUGAAGGCGAGGUCUUCGUCGACGCCCCAGACAGCCAAUAUAACCCCACAUCCUACCCCGACGACGACGACAACGCCCCCGACCUCGAAGACGCAGGCGUACAAACCGAUUUACAGCAGUUGAUCCGCGCAGAACCAAUACCUAUACAGACGCCCACUCCCGCGCCACGGAAUCGCGGCAUGGGUGUGUUGGGCAAACCGAUUCAGAUGCCUAUACCCGGUUUCGGCAGCACACCUGCCCCCGCUGUUGGAAACGGUGCCGCAGCAGCAGCGAAAGACAGCUCCCCGAAAGAAUCAGUCGCAGACCAGAAAUGGCGGAAACGCGUUGAGCAAUCGCUCAUGAAGAUGACGGCGGAAGUCGCGGCACUACGCGAACAAUUAGAAGCAAGAAGGCUGUUUGCACAUUCAGUGCACUAUCAGCUCUUUCGGGGCGUGUGGAGAUGGGUGUGGGCGUGCUUCAAGCAUGUUGCUGUUGAUGUGUUUAUAUUGGGUAUAGUGCUGUUGUGGAUGCGGCGGAAGAAGGAUAAGAGGCUGGAAGGGGCGAUACGGGUGCUGCUGGGGGAUGCGGUGGCGCAGAUGCAGAGGGGUGGGGGGAUGGUGUUUGGAAGGGUUAGGUUACCGCUUUUAGGAGGGGGGAAGAAAGGGGGGACGGGGACGGGGACGGGGACGUGA